AUGACGUUCGCCUUCAGCCAAAAUGUCUCGGCGCAGCAGCUGGCUGACAUCCUUCCAAAUGGCGUGGCUAUUCUCGACCAUCGAUACCAACUGAUAUCCGUGAACCGCCGAUUUCGAGAGCUUAUCCCGUCUCCUACCACAAAAUUUUCUGAAUGUUGGUUGAAUUCGGUCCACAACGACGACUAUGAGCGGGUGGCCGCAGCGUAUCGGGAGACCGCAGAAUCCAAACAAAGGCUACGAAUCGAAUACCAUACUCGCGACCCCGACUCAAUGUGGUCUGUCAUGACGCUGGACCGGCUGGAAACACAAGAGGCCAAGCCUUUCGGGUCGGCGGAAGGUGGUCUGUUUAUCUGCACCAUCGCAGACAUCACCCCGGAGAAAAAGGCCGAACUCAUGCAGAGACAGGCUGCGCAGGAGGCACGAGAGCGCAAGAAACAACAAGAGAGAUUCAUCGACAUGAUCAGCCACGAGAUUCGGAAUCCAUUAUCUGCAAUCCUACACUGCACCGAGGACAUCCAAGAGGCUAUCUACAACAAGAAGCCCGAGCAAAUCUCGAUCUUGAACAUCACCGAGGCGGUUGAGACGAUCAGCCUAUGCAUCACACAUCAGAAAAAGAUUGUCAAUGAUGUUCUCACAUUCUCAAAGCUAGACGCAUCAAUGCUGUCCCUAUCUCCACGCAAGGUGCAACCCAAGCGACAUCUCACCACACCACUCACAAUGUUCCGACCCGAGCUUCGAAAGCAGCAAAUCCAGUUUGAAUACAUAGCCGACGUAUCUUACCACUCUUGCGGUAUCGACUGGGUUCUGGCCGACCUUGAUCGAAUGAGCCAGGUCUUAAUAAACAUUCUUUCCAACGCCAUCAAAUUCACCGCCAAAUCGGAAAGCCAACGGUUCAUUCGAGUCUCCAUGGGUGCCUCCAUAGAGCGUCCAACUUCAUACCCGCCGAAUGUUGUCUUCUUCGAAUCCAGCAAGUCAGCCCUCCGUAAGGAUGCCACCAACACCACUGAAUGGGGAGAGGGCGACGUGGCAUACAUGAUGGUCGCCGUCAAAGAUUCCGGCAUUGGGAUUACUGCCCAGGCCCAGAAACGGCUUUUCGAACGAUUCAACCAAGCAACCCCCAAAACAGAAAGUUUAUACGGUGGCUCCGGCCUUGGGUUAAAUGUUUGUAGGCAAUUGUGCCACUUGCAUGGGGGUGAGAUUGGUGUGAGCUCCCAAGAAGGCCAAGGAAGCACAUUUGGCUUCUUCUUCAAAGUGCGCCGAACAAAUCACACAAGCUCAGAUGGUCACGGAGGCCUUGAUAUCUCGGGCAUGGAUCGUCUAUGUCUUGACAUCCAAACACUCGGAAACGAAAUGCGCGGGAUCAAUGAGUCCACGGAAGACCCUGAGAUCUCGCCAAGCCCCCCAGAGGAUAACAUAUGGGAGGCAGAGCCAGGUGCCCCGAAAGACGAACGAACUAAAUGUACCUUCCGUAUAGCGCGUGAAGUUUCAGAUUCCCAAAUCAGAUCGAAGAAACCAAGCCCGUCUCGCCAUGGAAAGCAGCCUGACAAAAAUUCCGAAGAGCAGUCUGAAAAGCAGACCGGGAACGGUCAGCGUGUUUUGUUAGUCGAGGAUAACAUCAUCAAUCGACGCAUCAUAUCACGCAAGCUGGACGCACUUGGCUACAACAUAUCAGAGGCUAGUAACGGCAAAGAGGCUGUCAAUGCCCAUAAAGGUGGUCGUUUCGAUUGUAUCCUCAUGGAUCAGCAGAUGCCCGUCAUGGAUGGGAACCGCGCAGCAAAAGAGAUUCGCGAGAUUGAGAAAAGGAAAGGCGGCCAUGUUCCCAUUCUGGGCGUGACUGCAAAUGUCAGAGACGCUCAACGAGACGCCAUGAUCAGUGCUGGCAUGGAUGAUAUCAUCCACAAGCCUUACGGAACCCAGGAGCUGGUUGAAAAGAUCAAUAAGAUGAUACCGGAGACGAGAAAAUAA
Penicillium olsonii is the source of this 1965-nucleotide messenger RNA. The record is from the annotation of a GenBank genome assembly. Lineage: Eukaryota; Fungi; Ascomycota; Eurotiomycetes; Eurotiales; Aspergillaceae.